Messenger RNA from Drosophila takahashii, 1680 nucleotides. RefSeq names its product nucleolar and coiled-body phosphoprotein 1. The record is from RefSeq and is a predicted model, not a curated record. Lineage: Eukaryota; Metazoa; Arthropoda; Insecta; Diptera; Drosophilidae.
AUGUCAGCCUACGAGGAAAUGUCGGCGAAGACGCCACGACGUCUGUCACCCAUUUGGAUUCUGGUGCUCACCCUGCUUCUAUUUGCGACCACCUUAACGGUCGUGGCCAUGAUCGAAGCUGGGCGGGCACAGAGCCACUCGGGUGGCGAAAGCGAUCUCCUGAUCCUCACACGCAUGUGGAAUCACUUUAAAACCGGUGCCGAAAAUGAUACGGAAAUCGCCACCGUGGAACGCAUUGCCCGGGAAGCGGGAAAUGCAACUAAUCCCAGUCCUAAUCCGGAUCAGGGUAGAAACUUUAACUACGAGGAGCAGCAGGCGGUGGUGGUGAAUGCGGAAAGCAUGGAUUCCGUCAUGGGACAACGUAAAGAUGCCUACGGUCCACCACAGAGCAGGGAGGACUCCUCCUACGACCAGGAUCCCUACUACGAUGUGGCCGACGACUACGGACCGGGACGAUAUCCAUAUCCCGAGUCCAAACAGGAGUCGGCGGAGGAGGAGGAGAGCUUCUAUGACAAAGAUGAGGGCAGGGCGUCAGCGCGACGUCCCUACGAUUCUUUCUACGCCCCCUGGGCACAUCCACAGAAGCCAGCUCCAGUGGCCACUCAUCCUGCAGCUGAGGGCAAUAACAGGAAGCUCCAGGCAGGUCCUCCUAAUAGAUCCCCCUAUCCCGCCUACGAUGAGGUCUACGACUAUCCGAUGGGCUUCCAGCCACGACCUCAUCCGGAAACUGAGGUGGCCAAGCAAUCUCAGCCCGCCUCCGAUAAUGCAGUGGCCCAAGUACAGAGUGAAUCCACCCUAGUCACCGUGCUGAAGAGUCUGAAGCAGAUCUGGGAUCUCUACCAGGCUUUAAUGGGUGCGUGGAACGCGGUGAGCGAACGUCAUCAGCAGAGCACCGAGAAGUUCCGGCAGGAGCAGGCGGCGAAGCAGGCCGAGAAGGAGCGACUGCGUCAGCAGCAGCAGCAGAAGACCAGGAUUAACUCCAAGAAACCACCACGAGUGGAGGGAAACAAAAAGAACCAGAACAAGAAGCCCAGCACAACGACAACCAAGUCAACAACCACGUCCACGACGACUUCUGCUCCGGAAAAUUCUGAGGAAGAUGAUGAGGAGGACGAGGAGGAGGAAAAGCAGCCGGAGAAGAAGAUGGAGAAAGUUGAGACGGUAACUCCCUCGGCUCCAUCCACCAAAGUGGCCGCUGUCAAGGGGGAAAAGGGCAAUCUGAGAUCUGUUCGAGGACUACGACAUAGACGCGAUGCCGAGGCGGAGGAGAAAGCAGACACAGAUGUGGGCGAGGGUCGCUAUAUCAAGGGCGAUCCCCUCAAGGGAUACUACGAUUUCGUCAUCACGGAGGGCUCCUACAAGUUCUGGGCCGUCUUUCAGGUGGGCACAGCACUGCUGAUCAUCUACUCAACGUUCGCCGCUAUUUACUACUCCAAGGUUAAUCCUUUGACCAGUGACUACGACUAUACGGAUUAUCUGGGCGGAGUUCGUUCUCUGUCCGGUGGUGAUGCGGAUUUUGUGGACGAUGGCGAUGCACCGACGCCGCCAGUCUCGACAACAUCCCGCAUCAUGGAGUGGCUACCACGAACGGCGCACUCCAUCAAGUUCAUUUUAGAGGCCAUCGACAAGGUGCCACUGGAUCAUGAUAAGGACAAGGAGCCCGGCUGGGGCAUGAGAUAG